CUUUGUUGUGGAAACGAUGUCCUCUCAAUUCUGUUCCACUCUAAAUUCUGAAAAUAACAGACUUCCAGCCACCAGGUGUCGCUGUGAACAGACGCUCCCUCGUUCCUUUCCUCUGUUUACAGUAUGGAGGACGAAAUGGACAUCGACAUCGAGGGAGGCGAUUUUGAAGUGAAUAUCAGGCAAACGGACGCUGGAGGUUUAGCCGAGGAGCAGCUGCUCCAGCCCGCUGGGACAGACGGCUCCUGGAACGUGCCGUGGCAGGUGGACACUUCCAUCAGCCCAGAGAACCGGGAUCUGAUCCAGAAGAUGCUGCUGGAGGAACAAUAUUAUCUAACAGGAAGGGGGACCCCUAAUGAUGAUUUAUACAGUAAUGCUAACAAGAAAGCAAAAGUUAAGAAGUCACCUUCCAAGAGCUCAGCAUCAACAUUGUCGUCCUGCUGGUCCAAAGAGGAGAAGCAGCUCUUUGAGGAAGGAUUGACCCAGUUUGGUCAGAAGUGGACCAGAAUUGCUAAGCAGGUGGGCACUCGUACUGUUAUUCAGGUGAAAAGUUAUGCCAAACACUACUUUAAACAAAAGAGAAAGUCAGAACCCGGAGCUGCAGCUCCUUCUACAGGCCCUGUCUUACAUCCUCAGUCCAUACCAAGUGAAGCAUCAACUCUGGCCAAUGCUGUCCGCAUAGAAAAACUUUCUGACGAUGAAGAUGUAGACAUCACUGAUGAUCUGAGUGAAGAUGAAGCAACAGAUGUUAAAACACAAGCUGAGCCCAAAACUGAAUUGUUAGGGUCAGAGGAGCAAGUGAAGGGGGAGAUUCAAACUGAAAAGAGCUCCCAGGAGCCAGAAAAGACAGCUCAGAAUGAGACGGAGAGCAUCUGGAAUGCAGUCCAAUCCCAUAGGAAGUCUUUUUGUCCACAAAGUCGUGAUGCUUCCUCUUCAGGUGUUUGUGCUGAGGAAAAUAGAGAAACAAGACUACAUCACAACAUCAGUAAGACUGGGCAAAUCUUUCCAGGAAGCUUUCAGACGCAAACAGGCUUCAAACAGGUGACAGGAGAUCUCCAGGAUCAGAGUUGUCAGUGUGACCUCAUCGCUCAGACUGGUGAUGUGGAAAACCACAGCUUUGAGAGGAUGGACUCAGCUGAGAAGGUCCAUAAAAAUGAAGAAGAGCAACAGAAUGGAGAUGAAGCAGAGGAGGAACUCAAAGCUCCAGAGCAAGAAGCAGAACUGGACACAGGAACCAUAACAGAGGAUGAAAAACAAGCCAUUCCAGAGUUCUUUGAGGGACGGCCAUCAAAAACUCCUGAAAGAUAUUUGAAAAUUAGGAACUACAUUUUGGACCAAUGGAUGAAGAGCAAACCCAAAUACCUGAACAAGACUUCGGUGCGCCCAGGUCUGAAGAACUGUGGAGAUGUUAACUGCAUUGGCAGGAUUCACACUUACCUGGAGCUUAUUGGAGCCAUCAACUUCAAUUGUGAGCAAGCAGUUUAUAAUCGACCAAAGUUGGUGGACCGCUCAAGGGUUAAAGCGAGCAGAGACGUGUUGGAAGCAUAUCAGCUCGCUCAGAGAUUACAAAGCAUGCGGACCAGGAAGAGGCGUGUGCGGGAUGUGUGGGGGAACUGGUGUGACGCUAAAGAUUCUGAGGGGCAAACGUACGAGCAUCUCAGUGCUGAAGAACUGGUGCUGCAGAGGGAGGGGAGGAAGAAGCAUCCCAAACCCAGCAAAAUGGCCAGAUAUCCAGAGAGGUCCUCUGACCCGUUCCGGCUGAUUCCAUGCAGAUCUUUUGACGAGGACAUACCGGAGCCCUUCCAGGUGGAGGUGUGUGCAGAGACGCUCCUCAUCAUGGACAUGCAUGCCCAUGUCUCUAGAGGGGAAGUCAUUGGUCUGCUGGGUGGGCAUUUCAACGGGGAUGCUAAAAUAUUAAAGGUUUGUGCAGCAGAGCCAUGCAACAGCAUGAGCACAGGGAUGCAGUGUGAGAUGGACCCUGUGUCUCAGACUCAGGCUUGUGAUGUGCUGUUGUCCCUUGGCCUCAGUGUGGUAGGCUGGUACCACUCUCACCCCUCCUUCCACCCAAACCCGUCAGUACGGGACAUCAGCACACAGGACCAGUUUCAGAGCUAUUUCUCACGUGGAGGAGCUCCUUUUAUCGGGAUGAUAGUGAGCCCAUAUGACCCAGCCAACCGCUCCCCUCACUCCCAAAUCACCUGUUUGUUAGUCAAAGAAAACCCCAAUUCUUCCAGUCCCCAGAAGCUGCCUUACAGAUUCAACUUUCUGUCAUCAAACCACAUUCCAGACUGGGAACAGACCACGAGGAGGGCUGAGUGGAUCAUUCAAAAAUAUGAUCAACCUCCUGGGAGUGCUCAGAUGGACAGAUUAUUCCGAAGAGAGUCCCAGCUCUCCUGUUUGGAGAAGAUGCUGGCAUCCCUGGCGAAGCAUUUGGAGCCUCUGCCAGACAGUGAGGGAGACCACUUUCUGAAGCACAUUCAGACACUUUUCCAGUCUGGUUUUAUUUCCAAGCAGCUGUCUUCAAACCAGGAGGAAGAAGGACCUCUACGUAUCUCAAAGCCGCCAGACUCUGCUGAAAUAUAUUAUGGUCAGCUGACUAGUAAGGAAAAGCUUGUGGGGUCAGAGGGUGUCCCAGAGGAAACCACGCUGCUGAACCUCGGCUCUGUGUUGACAACUGAACAUGACUAUUUACUUUGAGCAACUGUGCAGCUGCAUUGUUUAACUUAUCAAAGUACUUCUAUGCUAUGGUAUUAGUAAUAUUACUGACUAAUGUCGUUUUUUUAAGGUCAGUCUUCCCCGCAAUUAAAAAACAGGGUUUCUGUUUGUCUGUAUUGUUUGUGUAGUCCUAAGAUCUCUGUGUUUAAAAUACAACGUUUAAGAAUUAUUUUUUUAUUCAAUUGACCUCUGUUAAGAUUAAAAAGAAAUCUAUUUUUCAUGUUUAA
Oryzias melastigma (Indian medaka) is the source of this 2939-nucleotide messenger RNA. It is a transcript of the gene mysm1, whose product is annotated as Myb-like, SWIRM and MPN domains 1. Lineage: Eukaryota; Metazoa; Chordata; Actinopteri; Beloniformes; Adrianichthyidae. Bases 124 to 2694 code for a protein of 856 amino acids. The record is from RefSeq and is a predicted model, not a curated record. Gene Ontology annotation, molecular function: metallopeptidase activity; polyubiquitin modification-dependent protein binding. The transcript has 20 exons. Gene Ontology annotation, cellular component: BRCA1-A complex; BRISC complex. Gene Ontology annotation, biological process: double-strand break repair.